This is a messenger RNA of Acanthoscelides obtectus, 348 nucleotides long. The record is from the annotation of a GenBank genome assembly. NCBI's taxonomy places the organism in Eukaryota, Metazoa, Arthropoda, Insecta, Coleoptera, Chrysomelidae.
AUGGGUGAGGUUUGUUUUAUUAAAUUGAAUCUAUAUAAUUUUUGCAGUUUUUCAAGGAGGAUAGAAAUGUACGCUGUUGCGCAAAGAGCCGUAGCACAAAAAAAGAGUAUGAUGCCCACUAAAGUUUAUCAAAAUAUUGUGGCGACUGUUGAAAAGUGCGAGCUUUCUUAUGAUAUGAUGGUGUAGAGAUUUUAAGUGUGGACGGCCAUCUUGUGAAAGCCGAAAUGGCGGUGGGCCUCAUGUAACGGUAUCAACUGACCAAAACAUUGAAAAAGCGCUUUUCAGACGGAAAUUGUUUACAUAGGAAUCAGUGCAGCAAAUGCUUUUAAUGAUUUAAUGAACUAUUAA